GAAAUUGCAUGCUCUAAAGGUUAUUAUACCUUAAAAGAGACACACAGCAUUAUAUCCAUUAUAGCAACAGCGCGUAGACUCAUAUGGAAUUGAUUUCGUUACAUUUUUUUAGUGCAGAGUAAUCUACAAUGAACGAUCGCUGUGAUGUUUAUGUACUCGAUAUCGCGUCAAACUUUCGGGACACCUUAUCAUAUUCAAUAAUCGAAAAUAACAAAGUGAAUCAACGUAACAUUACAUUGAAAGUACAUUUUUAAUUAGUGACAGUCGAAAUUUAGUAACCAAUUGAAUGUGCCAACGCGAUUAUAACGAGCUCCACUCAGACCACAGAAUUUUUUUUACUAUUGAAAAGUGAUGAUAUAGCAAAGAGAGAACCAAACCAAAUCAAACAUGAAUCGUAGAUCGUCUAAACCGAAUCGUUACCUACAUAUCAUUAGCGUAGCAAUUGUUGUCUUCAUUUUAUAUUUGGUGUACACAAAAAGUACAGCCAGUAAAAGUGACACGUCUAGUCUUAGUUCAGAGCACUUAGAACAUUACCAUAAUGACUUACUACAAACACCAAAAAAUUAUCAUCCAGAGCGUUUGCAUGACUGGAUACCAGCACCGCGUGUUCCAGAAACACCAGGAGCUCCCGGUGAAAUGGGCAUUGCGUUUACUGUCCCUGAAUCAAGAGAAGAGGAAGCUAAGGAAAGAUUCACUGAACACGAAUUCAAUAUUGUCGUUAGUGAGAUGAUAUCGGUGAAUCGAUCUCUGGCAGAUAUACGACAUCCAAAAUGUUUAGAAAUAAAAUACCCAUCAAGACUGCCCACCACUUCCAUCAUCAUAAUUUUCCACAACGAAGCAUGGUCCACACUAAUCCGAUCCCUGUGGAGCAUAAUCAAUCGAUCGCCACACGGACUUGUCAAAGAAAUCAUCCUCGUAGACGACAAAAGUACUUUCGAUUUCCUCGGCGAACAAUUAGACGAAUAUGUGAAGACGCUGCCGAUCGAAGUCAAAAUUGUUCGGAUGGAAGAGCGACUGGGUUUGAUUAAAGCGCGUCUGAGCGGUGCUGAAAUUGCUCGGGGUGACGUUAUCACAUUUUUGGAUGCUCACAUUGAAUGUACAGAAGGAUGGUUGGAACCUUUACUGGCCCGUAUAACAGAAAAUCGCCGAAUUGUGGCUAUUCCAGUCAUUGAUAUUAUCAAGGACAACACGUUGGAGUAUGUGAAAGCAAAUUCUGAACUUUGGGGCGGUUUCGAUUGGAAAUUGGGAUACAAAUGGGUCCAAAUACCACCGCGAGAAAGAAAUCGCAUCCAGAAUAGUACUACCGCACCGCUCUACACGCCAACGAUGGCAGGUGGUCUCUUUUCGAUUGACCGAGAAUUUUUCUACGAACUCGGUUCAUAUGACGAGGGUAUGAUCAUCUGGGGAUCGGAAAAUUUAGAACUUUCAUUUAGGGUGUGGACAUGUGGAGGCAUCCUCGAAAUGAUACGAUGUUCUCGAGUCGGACAUAUCUUUAGGAAGAAGACACCGUAUACGUUUCCAGGUGGUGGAGCUAGCCAUGUUGUCAACUACAACUGUAAUCGAUUGGCCAAUGUUUGGUUAGAUGAAUGGAUCGACUUUUACUAUCUGAUCAAUGCAGAUCGUCAAAAAACGUUACCUGGUGAUUUGAGCGACCGGAAGGCUUUGCGCGAAAAUUUGAAAUGCAAAAGUUUCAAGUGGUACAAAGACAACAUCUAUCCGGAAAUGGAUUUUCCGAGAGAAAGCAAAUACAUCGGCAGAAUACAGAGUGUGGAUGCCCAAGGCUGUCUCGUCUCCUAUCAAGAGAAUAAAGAAGCCGUUCUGCACGUCUGCCACGAGACCAUUGACAAUCAAGUUUUCGUACUGACAUCCCUGGGCGAAAUUCGCAGUCACGACCUGUGCAUGGAUGCGGCUUCACAUGACGGAAAAGUUAUCACGUACAAAUGCCAUAAAUUGGGCGGUAACCAGAAAUGGACGUAUAAUCCCAGGACACAAACGUUCCAGCAUCAUGCUGGCUCAUGUCUACAUCGGGACACGGCUACUGAACCGUGGGUGAAUGUAAAACCUUGCGAUGGAAGUCGGCUGCAGCAGUGGAAUCUGCUUAACAAAAAUUAUGAAGUAAAAACGGAAUUGUAAAUUCGUCGUCGUAGUUGUCACACAGGGAAUAUGAAUCUGCAUAGCAGUACAAUUAAAUGAAAUUUGAUUCUCAA
Bradysia coprophila is the source of this 2207-nucleotide messenger RNA. Its product is annotated as polypeptide N-acetylgalactosaminyltransferase 5-like. The record is from RefSeq and is a predicted model, not a curated record. Gene Ontology annotation, cellular component: Golgi apparatus. Gene Ontology annotation, biological process: protein O-linked glycosylation. Gene Ontology annotation, molecular function: polypeptide N-acetylgalactosaminyltransferase activity. NCBI's taxonomy places the organism in Eukaryota, Metazoa, Arthropoda, Insecta, Diptera, Sciaridae.